CCAACGUAUAGUACAUGAAAAUUGGAUGGCUUUUUUGUUUUCUCUAUAAAUACCCCCACCUCUAUCCCCAUAAUUGUCCCUUCUUUUGAUUAUUCAGUAUAGUGUGUGCGAGUGUGUGUGAGAGAAAGAGCGAGAGCGAAGCUAGAGAGAGAAAGCAGGGGUUGCUGGUUGGUCUAUUUUUUCUCCAGCAUCUGAUUGGGAGUGUGGUGAUUCUUUGAAGGGUUGAUACUUUACCGAACCUAAAAUCAAUGGAGGUAUUUGGCAAAUCUAUGGUAGCUCUUUCUACCAAUGUUAUUUAUCUGUCAACUAUUCUUGGCCAAGAUGGGCCUAACCCAGUUCACAAGUGUGAUUGGAAAUGCGAAAACGAAAAUGUAAUCGGGAACAUGUAUCGCUGCAAGAUAACAGGGCUGACGCACAUUUGCGACAAAAACUGUAACCAGAGAAUUUUGUAUGAUAACCAUAGCUCCCUCUGCAGAGUCAGCAAACAGGUUUUCCCUCUAACGCCAGUUGAGCAACAAGCUGUGAGGGGUGUUCGGAGGAAGCUCGACUCUGAGAAUUGCCCCACAGAGAGCUGUGCUUUUAAGCGCAGAAGGGAUGCUCAGUAUAAUCCCUCGCCAUUUGAGAGGUCAUUUACUUCUGUGGGUCCCAUCUGCAGCCCGAUUGGUGAUGGCAUGGAUAUGAGCUAGAUAUUAUAACUGCUAAUUUCACAUCCGUCUUCGUCUUUCUUUUUUUUCUCUUUUUUUCUUACUUUCUCAUGGACGAGUUUAAAGACUUAAAGGAAUUCAUUGAGUACCUCAAUGGCAGACUUUUAUGUAGGAAAACUAUAUGUUUAACUUUCCUUUAUUUGAGUUGUAGCUGUACCUAUGUUGCGAGAGACUUAAACUCUUAGGAAUUUUAUGACGCUAUAUCCUGUGAACUUAUUAUGAAGCUCGAAUUGCAUUUGAUAGCUGUUUGCAGCUUGAACUAUGAACAGGGAAUUAGAAUGCUUAGCCUUUUUGCUAUUUAA
This is a messenger RNA of Erythranthe guttata (spotted monkey flower), 1006 nucleotides long. RefSeq names its product cyclic AMP-responsive element-binding protein. NCBI's taxonomy places the organism in Eukaryota, Viridiplantae, Streptophyta, Magnoliopsida, Lamiales, Phrymaceae. The record is from RefSeq and is a predicted model, not a curated record.